ACUCACUUUCUUAUUAUGCUUUCUUUCUUUCUUCCCGUCCGUCCCCCACCUCCCCUCACUCUUUGACUCUCUUCCAAGUUCCAACUUCUUGCUCCCAAGGAAACCAGGGACAACAACACCAUAACAAAAGUGGGAAGCAGAGAGAGAGGAGAAAAUUGGAGGCUUGUUCCGGCGAUGAAUGAUGGGAGCCCCGACGACUGGCUGCCGGAAGGCUGGAGAGUUCAGGUCAAUGUUAGGAAGAGCGGUAAGAAGGAUAAGUGGUACUUUCCUCCCACCGGUGGGGCUAAAUUCUACUCUAAACUUGAGGUAACUCGAUAUCUAAAAAGCAACGGUAGUGGCAUCAACGUUGGUGGCAGCGAAGGCCAUACGAGCGAUGAUAGCUACAACACAGUUAACAAUACUAGAGGCAACUUCAACACUACAGGCAACAUCACCACUCCCUCUACUCCCUCCAAUACUCUCAAGAAUAGCAACAACCUCAACUUGGUCAAUAUCGCUAGUAGCAACCCCACCAACACCCCCACCAUGGGGAAGAAUACCAACAAUGUCACGGAUAGUAGCAAUCACUUUGCCAAUAGCCAUCCCAAGAGUGAAGAGAAGGAGGAGAAUAGCACUCUUAAAAGAUCCUCUAAACAGGUUACCUUUGAGAAGGCUACAGCGGAAGGGUUACCUCCAGGAUGGACCAAAGAAGUUAAAGUAACAAAGAAGGGCAGAAAAAUCCGAAGAGAUCCGGUACUCAGGCUUCUUCUCUUGUCUUGGGAUUUUAAUUCUUUGAUUGCACCUUUUAAGUUCAUAUGUUAUGCCUCUUACUGAAUGUGCUGUGUGUUGCUAAUAUUCAUAACACAAUUGCAGUACGCCCUGGGAGAUGAGUUGUAUGGACGACUCAAACUUGAUUUUCAUGAAUUCACUAACUAAACUUUGCCUUUUGUAGUAUUAUACGGAUCCUGAAAAUGCAUACACAUUCCGUUCCAUGAAAGAUGCGGUUCGGUAUAGUCAGACUGGGGAGGUUGGAAGACUAGCAAUCAGGCGGAGAGAAGGAAGGCAUCAUGACGAUGCAGAAGAUGAUGAAACUCUGUCGCCAGCUUUAACCAAGAGACACCAGUUGGGGACUGAUGCAACUAUGAACAGAAAUAAUAAGAGCUUAAAGGUGCCUGGAGUAGAACCUACCUUCAAAGUAACUAAAGUAGCUCCACCAGCAGCUGAAGCCCUCCCAGAUGUUCAAGAAAUGCAACAUGAAGAAAUGGACCAGACCUUGAAGGUGACUGAACAGGCUACUACUAUAGUACCUGAAAUACUCCCUGAAAAGCGCACAGUUCAACACGAGGAAAAGGAGAUUGGAGCAACUGCUGCAGAAGCUAAAGGUGUCUCUGAUAUGCAGCCUGUACAACAACAUAAAGUGGAAAACCAUGAGACCAAGAAAUAUAGUACAACUGGCAAGUCCAAGAAAAAGGAGGACGUCGUACAGAUCCCUCGCCGUGCCUCGAAGCGACUUGCUGCUCUUCCUCUUGAGCCUACUACCGCAGCACUAGAGGCGAGUCCAUCUUCUCAUCAAGCAGCAGCAGCUGUUAAAACUGUGGAUGUUGGUACUGCCGCACUUGAUUCUACCUCAGCACUGAAGACCCCAAGUCAACAACAUCAUCAUCAUCGAGCAGCAUUAGUUAAGCCGUCAAGUGAUCCGGCUGAUCCCAAGCUGGAAGUAAAUCAUCUAUACCAGAAUACAUCCGUGGCAAGAAAAGCCUUCGCCGAGUCAAAUAAGAGCAAGCUUUCUGGAACUUGUAAGAAAGCUGAAGAAGGUGAAGCGGGGAAACUGCCUCUCGAUGCUCCCCUGGGAGAGUUAUGGGAAGACCCAUGCAUUGCAUUUGCAAUAAAGACCCUCACCGGGUCACUUGAUGACUUGCCAAUGGGGUCGAACAAUAAUGGACUCGGUGAUUCAGCCAGUUCGAAGGAGCAUCUGGCUACUCCAGAAAUAAGCAUUCCUGAACCGGAGCCAAUAAACCAUUCUCAGAAUCCAGUAUCGCCUGCCGGCUUGUCUGCAGCUUAUACAUGGGCAGACCCCUGUAUCGAGUUUGCCAUAAAAACUCUAACGGGUGCAAUUCCACUGGAGUCUGAUCUUUUCAACAUGCCAGAGCAGGCAACUUCAUCACAACAAGUUCAACCAAGUUCCGGUCAGGUAUUCCACCAGCCUACUACUAUCUUCCCUACCGAAGCAGCAGCAAGGGUAGAGCAGCUGUCAUCACCGCAGACGAAAAUCGCGAGGUACACUGGUGGGAGCAGCCCGUCUGCUGGUAUGGGAAGGAGAGUUACCAGAAGCCAGAGGAAGGCUGUGUAGGUUUGUCUUUAACUGUAGUCGAUUGUUAAUUGUACAUAUGGAUGGUGAAGCUCUCCGAGUCCGGAGAGCAACAUCAUUUUGGCUUUAGUUCUCUGUUAUCCUAGUUAGCUUGCUCUACCGUGUUCAGCAAAUCUGCUCACCUGUGUAAACAGAUGUUCUAACUUUAGGGUUCUUGCUUCUGGCUGCCUCCAAUGGAUGAUGAUGGUGAAUACAAUAAUCUCCACGAUGAAGUAGUACUAUAUCAUGUUUGUUUCCAACAGUCUUAAAAAAUUCUGUGACUGUUGAUGUAGUUAGCCAUUUUUAUAAAAUGAAGGGCCAAGCCUAAAUCGUCAACCGGAACCACGAUUUCCC
Messenger RNA from Linum tenue, 2680 nucleotides. The record is from the annotation of a GenBank genome assembly. Lineage: Eukaryota; Viridiplantae; Streptophyta; Magnoliopsida; Malpighiales; Linaceae.